This is a messenger RNA of Bombyx mandarina (wild silkworm), 688 nucleotides long. Its product is annotated as Mitogen-activated protein kinase phosphatase 3. Gene Ontology annotation, molecular function: MAP kinase tyrosine/serine/threonine phosphatase activity; MAP kinase tyrosine phosphatase activity; protein tyrosine/threonine phosphatase activity. NCBI's taxonomy places the organism in Eukaryota, Metazoa, Arthropoda, Insecta, Lepidoptera, Bombycidae. Gene Ontology annotation, cellular component: cytosol; cytoplasm. Gene Ontology annotation, biological process: negative regulation of MAPK cascade; peptidyl-tyrosine dephosphorylation. The record is from RefSeq and is a predicted model, not a curated record.
GUUAAUUUUACUCAUUCACUCCCUCCUUCCACUUUCGUUUCGUAGGUAGAUACCUACCUACUCAAAAACAUUUUGUAAAUUUUGUUACGCCGUCCUGCGUUCAGCUCGGAUGUGCUGAACGCUAAAAAUAAUUUGAUAAUUUUAUGUUAAGGCACAUAAUUUUGUUUUCUUGUGUUUUUUAAAAUAAGUGUGUUUUUGUAAAUUUUGUGUACAUUCAUUAUUAUCGAAGUUGCAUGUAGGUAUUGAUGCAACAGGGUAUCCAAAGUGGUAAAAAGUCCGUGUAAACAGAAGAAAACAGUGUACUAUCAAGAUGCCUAUGGAUUCAGAAUGCGAAUGCGACCUGGUGUCGAAAGAAUGGCUCCUUGCAAAGUUACGUUCAGACGAAAGAGACACCGUAUUGAUAGAUUGUCGGGGCUCAAACGAGUAUUCUGUAUCGCACAUCCGUUCCGCUGUGAACUUUUCCAUCCCAACAAUAAUGCUUAGGCGGUUAGCUGCUGGGAAGAUUGAGUUGUCAUCAACAGUGCAGUGCAAAGAGUUGAAGGCGAGGAUAAACCACUGUCGAACCCGUGGUAUAUUCGUGUUGUACGGUGAUGGACCUCCCAGAGACCCUGACUCUGUCCACGGUAUACUCCUCAAGAGGCUGAAGCAAGACAGCGUACAAGUCGUUUGUCUUGAAGGUAAACACUAG